AUGACCUUGUCAGAUGAGGGCCGUGAAUUAAGCGAACAGCUGCAUUCACUGCUUCAUGAUGUUGACUCAAGCUUAGAAGAUGACCUCGAGGGAAUCCUCACCUGGGUGAACCCCAAUGAGCCUGGCAGUAAUCAUCAGAUGAGACCUCCUAGCCUGCGAGUGAAGAGUGCUAUAAAAUCGCUAUUGAAUGGCGUAGUGACUUCAGAAUCAUUCAUAGAUCUACUCGGAAAGUAUAUGAUAUUUCAAACUAGGAAGCACUUUUUUUUAAAUUAUCAAUCUUUGUUAUACUUCAAGGAUGUGCAAAAACUUGAACGCUACUAUGAAUUUCCCACUCGAUAUGUCAAUAUAUUCAGCAGCGAGGAAUGGUGUGACGAGAUGAGUGGGUUAAGAAACUAUCUCAUUCGGCAAAAUUCAGGCCUAAAAAACAAUAUACAGCUUCGUCUAGAGCAGCUUGUACACGAAGAUGAUUUUGAUAUGGCAUGCAAAAUCUACGAAUGGCUUUGCCAAGCCGAGGGACGCCUUCUGCCUGAAAUUCUGGUGGAUGUUCUUUUAUCAAAGGUCAAGCUUUUUGCAUCAAAAAACAUGAAUUCCGCAUGGACUCAAAGGUUCACCAUCAUGGAAGCAUACAAUCUCUUUGUCACAAACUACUGGUCUGUUUUUUGUCGGAUGCUUCAAUGCAUGGAAGAUGACCACGAGAUAACUAACGAGAUCUACAGGUGCUUCGAAGAGGAGUUUAUUCGUAUUCGGACUUCUCAGGUCUUUGAUAUAUUUGUAACAGGAUUUCCAACAACAAAGCCGACCUUGUUAGAGCUUAGGAGCGUUCUGAAAACCUCUGUGAAAUAUACAGAACUGAUAACGGAAUUUUUGUAUCAGUUUGAAUCCAAGAUGUUAAAUCCAAGCAUCACGACUGCUGAAAUAUUGCUUUCAUAUGUCAGAGCUAUCAAGAGUAUCCUUAUUGUUGAUGUGUCAUUCAGGUAUUUCCAACUUCUCACAAACUUUGUUCGUCCUUAUUUGAUGGAAAGACAUGAUACAGUUGCAACCUUUUUGUACGCUAUGUUAGGGCUUGACGCCUCCGACUUGUCGAGCAAAAACUCUACAUCAACACACAUGAGCAUAGCAUCUCAGCUUUCUGCUGAGCUUAGGGGUUCACAUCAACCGAUUUCCAGCUCAACUGCUGAAAGAGGAAAUCUACCUCAUGGAAAACACGCUCUUUCAAUGAACCCCUAUGAGCCUGCCUAUCAGCAGAUUAUUGACUAUUAUUUACACUGGAAUCCCGAGCCUGCGGAUUCAAUCCAGGCGAAUAACGACCAAGCAUUAAUAAGCAAAGAGUUGUUUGAUAUUAUUGUCGAAUUGUUCGACUCCAAAGACGUAAUAGUCAGAGAAUUCCUUGGUUUGUUUACCAGAAAGCUAUUGGGUUUGAGAGGCUACAAAUUGGAGUCUAACUGGGUACAGAGUCUCAAAGUUGUGAAGAAAAAACUUGACUUCAAAACUUACUCGAGUGCUCAAGAAUUUUCCAACAUCAACAAUAUUGACGUCAUGUUGCGGGAUGUUAAACACAGUGAAGAACUUUGCUCACUAAUGCACGAAAAGCUUGGUUUGAGUGACCGAAUAAUACCGAAAUUUGUGUCUUAUCUGUUUUGGAAUGCACAUUCUGAUUUUUCGGCGCUGCCGAAGGAUCACCCGCUGCCGAAAGAGCUGGAAGCUGACAUCAACAAUUACAAAAAAGCAUAUACCAACGUCAAAAAAGGUCGGAAACUUCGCCUACACCCAGAGCAGAGUAUUGUGGAAUUGCAAUUGCGCCUUGCUGAUGGACGGGACUUGAAUUACGAGGUAACAUUGGAUGAAGCAUUGGUACUUUCUUAUCUAUCGAGCAAUGGCGAUGGUACUGUGGAAGAGAUUGUAAAGCAAACCAACCUUGAUAUCAGCCAAGUUGAGAAAAGCUUGAAAUUUUGGGUCAAAUCAUCAAUUUUGCGGUACAGCACUGAAACGUCGCGGUAUUCGGUCGAAGAGCGACAAAAUGUUGAUGUGAAACAUGCUGUGGAAAGGCAGUCGUCCUCGGAAAUUGUGAACGCCACUGAUAGUGUAGAUUUGCAACAGCAGCAAUUCAUCGAUUCUAUGCAAAAGGUUUUGCCUUUCAUUAAGGGCAUGCUCACGAAUCUUGGAAGUCUCAAAGCGGACAAGAUUCACUCGUUCCUAAAAAUGGCAGUUCCGAAGGAAAUUGGAUACUCAGCUACACCCUCUCAACUGCAACUGUACCUUAAUGCACUUGUUGAAGAGAGUAAGCUGGUAAAGACUCCUAACGGGGCGUUUAGAUUGGCAAAAUAG
Molecule: messenger RNA, 2325 nt
Organism: Lachancea thermotolerans CBS 6340
Lineage: Eukaryota; Fungi; Ascomycota; Saccharomycetes; Saccharomycetales; Saccharomycetaceae
Gene: APC2
Product: anaphase promoting complex subunit 2
Exons: 1
Coding region: 1-2325 (774 amino acids)
Biological process (GO): ubiquitin-dependent protein catabolic process
Cellular component (GO): anaphase-promoting complex
Molecular function (GO): ubiquitin protein ligase binding
Source: RefSeq, a predicted model, not a curated record